CGGGAUUGGAAAAGGACCUUGAGUCAUGUCUGAGCAUUGCCCACAAGACUGUGGCUACAGUUAUAAACAAUACGUUUUCAUUGGUAACUGUCAUCUCCCAUGAUUUUAAAAAAGGUUUUAAAGAAAUAGUUUUCCCUCGUGUCAUUCAAAACCCAUAUGGCUUUCUCGUUUGGAGUACAAAAGAUGUUCUGUCAUAGUGCUCAUGAACGCGCCGUAGACAAAAAAAAAAUGUCACUAAAACAUGACUUGGAAUAUGAUGCAUGAGUCACAUGAACUACAUUUAUGAAACUUGGGGCCUUGAGUCCUUUAACUCACUUUAAAGUGAGUUAAUAUAAACUGCCAUUGGAUUGAAAAGUCAGACCAAGAUAAUCAUUAAAACCUUUUGUGUUCUGCAUAAGGAAGAAAGUCAUACGGGUUUAUAAUGACAUGAGGUGGGAGUAAAUUAUGAGAGAAUGUUCUUUUUUGGGUGAAGUAUUUCUUUAAUACAAUCUUAGUGUCAGUUUUCAGUGAUGUUGAACCAUCAUUAACAUCUUUAAAUCUCCAUUAACUGAUAUUGUUUUACUUAAAUUUCACAUUUGAGCAAGUUAUAAAUUGUAGUAUUUAGUAGACAGAUUACACAAUCCUGUGGAAACGGAAGUACAAUGCAUCUGCUUACAUAAAAUUUUUAAAUAAGGUUAGAUUUGAUCUUCCAGAAACUCAUUAGCAUCUGAUUGGAUGUGAUGACACAUUAUUUGAAUGUAACAUGGGGUCAAAUUUGAAUGUGACUGUAAUCUGUGUAGACCGCAAUCUGUUGUAUGCUGUUUGUGUCUGAAAGAAACCUCCAGGAUGGAUGGACGAUUUGACCGUGUUCACAGGUCAGGAAGCUUGUGUGGCAGGUCACUAUGUUCUCUAAGCCUUGCUAUAUUUAGCCAGGUCGUUGGGUGCACUUUAGUUCAGAGUUCUUCUGUAGGCAGCAUAGAGUACAAAGUAAAAACCAGUGGCUUUUUAUCUUUAUUUUAUUUAUUUUUUCAAUCAGGAUGUGGGAUCAGGGAUACUGUUUGCUCUUAUGUGUCCUCAAGGAUACAGUCAAGGUUAAGUUUGCUCAUGCAUGACAGGUGCAGCAACUUUAUUUAGAACUGCAGUUCACAGUUGCAAAACCAGUUACUCUUCUGCACAGCCUUCCUCUAUUAUCAGCUGUAUUUUUCUGCUGCUCACUCAAAAUAGCCAUCGUUUUGCUCAGUAUUCUUUUACCAAGAGAAUUGUUGACUAAGACUACUGUAUUAUAUCUCUUGAGGGUAAUUAUGCUUACAUUUUCAUAGUACUAUCCUUUUAAGCAUGUCAUUUUUAACAGCAAAGCAUUUCCACCAGAUACAUUGGCAGACACCCAGAUCCUUUAAAGUGAUUCAACUCACCUGUUGUUGUGGAGCUUAAUAGUACCAUCCAUAAUGUUCCUCUCAGAGGAGUGUCCAGACAUAAACUCUGUCAUUUAUUUCUGACCAUUCUUUGAGCCUAUAGGGGGUAGUUUAGGUGGAUUUGCAAGGGGCAGUAUGAUGCCUUUAGUUUUUAAGUUGAAAAAUAUUGGUAGAGAGAUGUUUUUCAAUCUGCAAACCCCUGUCUGCUAUUACAGAUGAGUCUUUACAGCUAGGUAAGUUCACUAGGUUUGGUUGUUCUGAACGUCAGCUGUAUGCAUACUAGGCCAUGUUGUGUUUUCAGUGACACUUGAGUCUAAUGUGUUUUGUCAGAGUUAGCUUGCCUCUAUAAGAGGCUUUAACACUUGGUUAAUCAAACAGAACUGUGGAUUCCCAGAUAAACAGACCUGGGUUGAGAGAAAAUCCUCUUUUGAAGUGUAUGGUGAGAAAAAGUCAAAAGAAAUCAACUGUAAUGGCACUGUAAUGAAGUCCACAUAGGUAUCGUCUGGGUCUUAUCAAAUGGGUUGUUGGCCAUGUGAUCAGUUCACCUAGUUUUUCCUCUGUUUGCAUGCCCAUAUAGCUGAGAAAUCUGCCUGUGUUUCUAAUAUCAAGUUACACAGCAAAUAGGGGAACUACUGAUUUGCAGCAAACAUAUGACCUUUUUAACAAUAAUUGGUUUAAACACAAUAGAACAAUGCUUUUGGAGCUCUUAGCUCAUUUAUAAUCAUUCAUUAAAGGAUGCUUAGAUCACACUCUAGCACACUCUUAUCUACGUUCAGUAAAGGCCAUAUCACUGAUAAUCGGGUUUCGCCUGUUAGCUGUCAGUGGGUGGAGGGACAGAGUUCAUUUCCUUGCAAGUUCGUUCUAAUUUUCACAUAAUCAAAACUUACUUAAAUUAUCAAUUAUGCAACCCAAAAAAAGUAAAGCCUGAAAAAAUACCUGAAAUGCACUUCAAUUUUUUAAACUUUGGUUCCCUUUUCUUUCACAAUUGAUACUGUGGUGGAGUAUGCCAUUCUUUAUCAGUGAUUUGUACAAAUGCCCUGCAUUAUCUCAGAACUUUGAUGGCUAUGUCAUGGUACAGAGGUCCAAGCAGUUACCGGCUCGUGAGACUGAUGUAGUCACUCAGAUAGUUCAAAGUGGCAUGUCUUUCAAGAUGGACUGCAUUGAACUGCCAAUAACGCAAGAUCGUUUGGAGGUGUCUGGCCCAGCGGUAUCUCCCAACGCUCUGUCGUAUAGUUCAGAUGGUGGUCAGUAUGGUGUGGAUUCAGUGGAUGGCACCCCGGACCCCCAGCGCACCAAACAGGCCAUUGCCCAACUGCAGCAGAAAAUCCUCAAACUCACAGAGCAGAUCAAAAUAGAACAAACAGCAAGGGACGACAAUGUAGCCGAGUACCUGAAGCUGGCCAACAAUGCAGACAAACAGCAGAGCGCUCGCAUAAAGCAGGUGUUUGAGAAGAAGAACCAGAAGUCUGCACAGAGCAUCCAGCAGCUCCAGAGGAAGCUGGAACAUUACCACCGCAAGCUUCGAGAAGUGGAGCACAAUGGAAUACCACGCCAGCCCAAAGAUGUCCUGCGAGACAUGCACCAGGGUUUGAAGGAUGUGGGUGCCAAGGUGACUGGUGGCCUCUCCAGUUUCUCUCAGGCUACCCACUCCGCCGCAGGAGCAGUUGUGUCCAAACCCCGUGAGUUUGCCUCUCUUAUUCGCAACAAGUUUGGAAGCGCAGACAAUAUCUCUGCCCUAAAAGACUCUUUGGAUGAACAACAAGGGGAUGAACCUGUACCAAGUGCGGGGACGGCUUGCACCAGGACCCCAGGACCUGGGCAGCUCCAGUCAAGCCCAAAAUUCGGCAGUGAAGACGAUUGCUCCAGUGCUACGUCAGGGUCAGUAGGUGCAAAUAGCACCACUGGGGCUCCGGGAGGGCCUCCGAGCUCAAAGGGUAACACACUGGAGCACGGCCAGAGCUCUGCCUUUGAUGCUCUGCUGCAUGAGAUCCAGGAACUGAAGGACAACCAGAAUCGACUAGAAGAAUCCUUUGAAAACCUGAAGAGUCACUAUCAGAGGGAUUAUACGGAUAUCAUGCAGGCUCUGCAGGAGGAGAGAUACAGGUGUGAGCAUUUAGAAGAGCAGUUAAAUGACCUAACAGAGCUGCAUCAAAAUGAAAUUCUGAACCUGAAGCAGGAGCUGGCCAGCAUGGAGGAGAAAAUCGCAUACCAGUCUUAUGAACGAGCCAGAGACAUACAGGAGGCGCUGGAGGCUUGUCAAACACGCAUUUCUAAGAUGGAGCUUCAACAGCAGCAGCAACAGGUGGUUCAGUUAGAGGGUUUGGAAAAUGCCACAGCACGCACUUUACUCGGCAAACUCAUCAAUGUGCUGCUGGCCGUCAUGGCUGUUCUUCUAGUGUUUGUCUCGACGGUCGCAAACUGUGUGGUUCCAUUGAUGAAAACACGUAGCCGUAUGCUUUCUACAGUUCUCCUUUUCAUAAUGUUGGCUUUUCUCUGGCGGAAUUGGGAAACCAUAUCGCAGUACGUAGACCGAUUUCUGCUGCACCCCAGAUGACCUGCAGGGUAGCUGCUGUUGUUUAAUGAAGGGACUGGAGGGUUGGAACUUUAAGAAGACUAACACUGCCUCAGUUGCACUUGGGACAGAGGGACAUGGCACAAGAGUGGUGGACAUGGAUAAAUCCCACAACCUCUUUUUUUUUUUUUUUUUUUUCUUUCACCAAAGGAGUGAAUUUGUUUACAUUUCGAAGACCUUUUUCCGUCAACAUGAAUUGAGUUGCUGAGUUUCCCUUUAUUUGUUGUGGGAAAUGAUGCAUGUUGUGUUGUUCAUUGUUCUUGUAAUUAUUGUUAGGACAUACAUUUAUGCAAUUUACUGAGUGUGGUGUUGCAUUGAAAUGAGUGGUUUUAACAUGGACUGGAUGGAGAUGUUUCUCCUCAUUUUAAUACCAUAGUUAAUGCUCUUUUCCCUUCUAAUUAUCUUUUAAUCUGUUCCUUUUAUUUCUCUCACUCUCUGCUACGGUCUUCUCCCUUUUAACUCUCCUAUAAAUUUCCAGGACUCAUCAUUCACUUUUCCACUCACAACCGUUUGCUGCUGUUUGGACUUCACUGCAGUUGUCACUGAAUGAAGGAAAAAAUAGAUUCUGUUGGAGAGGAGGUGUCUUGAGUGUGAUUGAAUGGGCUUUAGUUAAGACUGGGCCAAAAAACCAGAACACUCUGAACCUGAGCUGGCCCAGACUGCCCCGUCUUCAUCACUGGCCUGGCCCCAUGCCCCCUCUGGCCUGCCCUAGUAGAGGCACAGUCCCCUGAUAUAUGAACUAAACGAACAUACUUGAAGAGCUAGAAAUGCUCAAAGACUCUCAGUGCUUCCGUACUGUUUCUUAUAGCGACAAUGAAAUAGUCCUUUUUAGUUUUAUUUUUUAUUUUGUAAAAUGAAAAGAAUAAACAUGCUGUUUUAAAAAUGCUAA
Molecule: messenger RNA, 4852 nt
Organism: Myxocyprinus asiaticus (Chinese sucker)
Lineage: Eukaryota; Metazoa; Chordata; Actinopteri; Cypriniformes; Catostomidae
Product: transmembrane and coiled-coil domains protein 1-like
Exons: 5
Coding region: 2395-3945 (516 amino acids)
Cellular component (GO): endomembrane system
Source: RefSeq, a predicted model, not a curated record